UCGGUUGACGUGUAAAACAGGAACUCGAUCUGAGAGAGGCAUAGAGAAGUGGUGUGUUGGCAUUUUGGAUAAAUAGAGAUCGAAGUACAAUAAAACUGUCAAUUAUAUCGUCCCGCGUGUCCACAAACAACAGCCAGGCAUUUCGUAAUGCAGAAACACCUCUACUAAGCGACAUAUUCUCCCGAUAAACAAGAGCAGUGCUGAGGAAGGAGAAUGGGGAAGAAGGAUGCCAGUGCGACCGGAUUACCAGUUGAUCAGUACCGAAAACAGAUCGGUAAGCAGGACUACAAAAAGACAAAGCCAGCCUUGAAGGCCACACGGCUGAAGGCUGAAGCAAAGAAGUAUUCCUCUGGAUUCAGGGAUGCAUUCCUGGUCAUUGCCGCAAUCCUGUUCUUUGUCCUGUGUAUCUACGCCUUCUUCUACCUCAACCUGAGUACCGAGCUCAACCUGGACUUGGAUUAAUUAAAGGUGGACCGUGUGCUGAAGACGUCUUGUCUCUACACAUCAAACACGAGGACGGGACACAGUCUGUCAGCUUUUUUACACACUUUUGGUGACACGGUGACAAUGGACUGCCUCUUUAGGUGAAAUGAGAAAAUGCAUCAAAUAACAAUAAAUAAGUGUCAGGCCAUAUUCUUGAAACUUGCAUCAUCUCUACCAUUUUAAUUUCUUCUUUCCCUUUAAUUUCUGCAGGGGAGCACACAAACUGUAAUCAUUAUUAUACUGACACGUAUUAUACUAUGGUUCUACAUCCAUAAAUGUUAGUUUCUUCUAUUCUUUCCCUGAGCCCACAUCUGGGAGCUUUGUGUCUCUUUCCCUAAAAAAUUCAGUGACCUCUUGCUUCGUGGCACUUUAACAUUCUGAUGCAAAAACAGCAAAGAAAAUGAGCCUCUUCUUCAAAACUACGGUUGAGACCAAGCCUCUUGUUACAGUAGUCAUAUUUUGCAGAAUCACAUCCCACUGUUUUCUCCACUAAUAGAAAAAUGUAAAUCUCCCGCUGAACCUCUCGUCACAUCCAGACAAACACUUGCCUCACAUUCCAGUGCACAAACCUCUCCUCCCGUAUAUCUGGAGAUCACAAAGUGUGAGAUUAGAAUCCACAAAGCCCUCGCCCUGAUUGAAUGUGUGUGCAGAAUACAGAACACAUUCUACCUGCCACACAUACACACAGCGCGGAGACAGACAUCCACAGGAUUAGCAUUACAAAGAUGAUCCUGUUCUUUCAUUUGAAUGAAAAUUACAGAGAUGAGUGAUGACUGAAUGGAGGUGAGCCUGUAUGUUUCUCAUAAGGAAAACCAUGACAAUUUUCCUGUCUUGUCAAAUGUAUGUAUUGUUGUCCCCUUAAAGAUGUGAUGUGUCUAUAUGAAUAGUUGUGUCAAAGCCUCUGUAUCUCUACUCUUUGUGCACUAGUGCUGCAAGGUGCAAGGACUGACCUUCCAUUAACCAUUUCAGUCAAAGUGCUUCCAAGGUUUUCUUUGUUGGCGAAGGAAUGCAGAGUCAGGGGCUUUUAUUUCAUCCAUUUGCUUGCAAAUUUGUUCAUUUAUUUCCUUUUUUGUUCAUUAUUAUCAUUUCAGCAAUAGCAAUACUGUUCUCUAAAAGGCAAUUGAUGCACUGUUUAGGAUAUUACUCUUAUAUUAGUGAAAUGCAUAAAAGGCCAAUACCAAAAACACAAGAGGCCUUGUGACAUUUUUAUUUUUCUUCCACUGAGUGUCUUUUAAAAACAAGUCUUGUCUUUGUGCCUGACUGUGUUCUGUGGCUAAGAGGAAAUGUGAGACAGAUUUUGAGCUUUCAGUUUCUGCCUCUGUUCCCCCCCCCCUUUUUCUCCCAUGACCUCCCGACCUCUGGUAAAGACUACAUGUCCAAGAAACCAUUAUGGUAAGCAUGCCUCCCAGUGGCUUUUAUCUGGCCUUGGUACAUCCAGACCCCCCCUCCUCCACCACUGUGAGCCACUCACAUGUGUAACCAUAGAUAGUCCUAGACCUCACAGACCUUCAUAUGUGACACCCGUUAUCUAAAAGGUCACCAUUACCAACUACAAGAGCUCCGACAUCCACACAAUGGAAAGAUCUGGCAGCACAGCCUAUUUAUUUUUUCGGCAAUUUGAGAUGCAGGCUGUUUUAGAAGUGGUUUGUGUGGUAUAUAAACAUUUUACGGUUUGCUUUUUCCUUAUGAUUCGGUUACAGGAUAAUAUGUGAUAUAUUAGGAGUUAUCUUUCUGUGUGUUUUUGUUAAAUUGCUUUACAAAUCAAAACCUCUUUGUAAGGAAAUAUAAAUAAUGCAUAAUGCGAAAGAAGAUUAAAGGACCUUUUCAGUUUUUCAGUAA
Perca fluviatilis (European perch) is the source of this 2322-nucleotide messenger RNA. It is a transcript of the gene triqk, whose product is annotated as triple QxxK/R motif containing. The record is from RefSeq and is a predicted model, not a curated record. Bases 214 to 462 code for a protein of 82 amino acids. The transcript has 4 exons. Gene Ontology annotation, cellular component: endoplasmic reticulum membrane. Lineage: Eukaryota; Metazoa; Chordata; Actinopteri; Perciformes; Percidae.